AUGGAUUCCGUCAAGGGUUCCCACCGGGCGUUUAUUGCCCUGGGGAGCAACAUGGGUGAUCGUGUGGACAUGAUUGAAAAGGCAUGCCUUGAAAUGGACCGAGCGAAUAUCAAAGUGAAGAGGACAAGCUCGCUCUUUGAGACGGCGCCCAUGUAUGUUCUUGACCAAGAUCCUUUCAUGAAUGGUGUUUGUGAGGUGGAAACGACCAUGGAACCCCUCGAAUUACUAGACGCCAUUCAAUCCAUUGAGGUAAAAUUAGGGCGAAAGAAGUUAAUCGACAAGGGCCCGCGAUCAAUUGAUCUGGAUAUCCUCCUGUACGACGACCAGGUCUUCUCUCAUGAGCGACUUAACAUUCCGCAUAAAUUGAUGCUUGAACGCGACUUCGUCCUCCGACCCCUUUGCCAACUCAUCCCCCAUGAAAAACCACCCGGCCAUACCACAACCUACCUCUCCCACUUCAACUCCCUCCCGCCUCCAUCCCCAGUCCCCAUAACAACAACCCCCAUCUCCGCAACCUUUCCACCCUUCCACUCCACCCUCCCAACCCGUCCAACCCACAUCAUGGCCAUCCUAAAUCUAACCCCAGACUCCUUCUCCGACGGCGGCCUUCACUCCCCCACAGACUUCUCAGCCCUCACCACCACAGUUCAGCAUUUCAUCACGUCCGGCGCAACAAUCAUCGACAUCGGUGGUGAAAGCACACGCCCGGGCUCCGUCCCCGUCGGUGAAGAAGAAGAACUCGCGCGCGUGAUCCCAGCCAUCGAACAUAUCCGCACGUCAAUCCCUGAAGCUAAGAACAUCGCCAUCAGCAUCGACACCUACCGCGCGCGUGUUGCAGAGGAAGCAUGCAAAGCGGGUGCGGACAUAAUCAACGACGUCUCAGCGGGUCUCCUAGACCCAGACAUGCUUUCCACGAUAGCCCGGACAGGAAAAUCAGCCAUUCUGAUGCACAUGCGCGGCACACCAGACACUAUGACAAAGCUAACCGACUACCCGAACGGCGUGAUCAAAGACGUUGGAACCGAGCUCGCCGACCGCAUCGCCGCAGCCGAAGAAGCUGGUAUCCGUCGCUGGCGCAUAAUUCUCGACCCGGGACUAGGCUUCGCGAAGAGCCAGCCAGAGGACCUCACCAUCCUCCGUGAACUACAACGGCUCCGCACGGGCAUUGAAGGACUGGAGUACCUCCCAUGGCUGAUGGGGCCUAGUCGGAAGCGGUUCGUGGGAAGUAUCACGGGCGUGACGAAAGCUAGUGAGCGUACUUGGGGGACUGCAACGACUGUUACGGCGAGUGUUGUGGGAGGUGCGGACAUUGUGCGGGUUCAUGAUGUCAAGGAAAUGUGGCAGGUUGCGAAAGUUGCGGAUGCGAUUUAUCGGGUUGAGUAG
Molecule: messenger RNA, 1383 nt
Organism: Aspergillus ruber CBS 135680
Lineage: Eukaryota; Fungi; Ascomycota; Eurotiomycetes; Eurotiales; Aspergillaceae
Product: folic acid synthesis protein
Exons: 3
Coding region: 1-1383 (460 amino acids)
Biological process (GO): tetrahydrofolate biosynthetic process
Cellular component (GO): mitochondrial envelope
Molecular function (GO): dihydropteroate synthase activity; 2-amino-4-hydroxy-6-hydroxymethyldihydropteridine diphosphokinase activity
Source: RefSeq, a predicted model, not a curated record